AUCUUUGAGAAGCUCUUGUACCACCCAGGAGCUUAUCGCCACCUUCUAGACAACGCUUGUACCUACUUACAUCCUGAAACAUGACUACAGAGGCACAAAUUCUUGAAGCAGCACGCCGUCUCAAUAAGGUGACAUUCAAAACACCUCACUCACCACACAGGGGAGUAAGUGAAUUAGCAGCAGGGUUCUCGCCCUCCGAGACUGUCAGUUUAGAGUCUCUAAUAUGCUCUAUACGCGACAGAGAUACUCGCAGCUCACAGGGCAAGAUCUCGAUUCUUGAAAGUGCCAAGGAGAUUGUACGGCAAUUGGAGAGCCCAGACGGGCGAGCAAUGGAACUUCUCAUGUCAUUCUCCAUCGUACCGACCUUGAAGAUCGCUAUGGAUAUGGGUGUCUUCAAGAUGCUAGCCAUCCGUAGCCGAAUAACAGCAUCCGAGAUUGCACAUCAAGCCAAAGCAGAGGAGGAGUUUGUUGUCCGGAUAAUGCGCGUACUUGUAUCUAUCGGUGUAGUUACCAUUCUCUCUGUCCGUACAUAUGGAUCGACCCGGCUCUCCGAUUUCUUCACUGUACCAGCAAAUGCUGCUGGGAUAUGUGUUGUUAACGACCAAGCCCUUCGUGCUGUGUCACGGUUCUCCGAGUACGCCGCCGCCCACUCCUACCACAACCCGACAAACACGCUUACAGGCCCUUUCCAAUUUGCACUUAACACCUUUGAAUCCUGGUUCUCCUGGCUCUCCACACGCCCUCACGAAGCUGCAAACUUUAACCUGUUCAUGACUGGCUUCCGCAACAGCAAGCCUGCUUGGCCCAUGCAAUUUCCCGCAGAGAGCAUCAUCUUCAGCGGUAUUCCUUCUAGCCAGGACAGCAGCGUCACAGUUGUUGACGUUGGCGGCGGCUUUGGCCAUGACCUAAGUCUCUUUGCCGAGAAGAGUACACGCAAGCCUGGAAGACUCGUCUGUCAAGACCAAGAAUCUGUCAUAGCUACCGUCCCGUCAGAGCUAGCUGCUGGGAUCGAAUUUGUCGCACACGACUUCUUUAGAGAACAGCCAGUGAGGGGUGCCCGAGCGUAUUUGCUUAAGCACAUCUGCCAUGACUGGCCACAUGCCCUGGCACUCUCGAUCCUGAAAAAUAUCAAGGUUGCUAUGGAGCCUGGGUACUCCAAGAUAUUGAUUAUGGAUCUGGUGAUGCCGGAGGGAAAGGUGCCGCUGGCUGCUGCAAGUCUUGAUGUCGCUAUGAUGACGGGCUUCUCUGGGGCUGAGAGAGAAGAAAAACUAUGGAUGGAAUUAGUGGACGAUGCAGGACUGAGCGUGAGGAAAAUCUGGAAGGGGCAGGAUGGAGAUGGACUAUUAGAGGUUGUUCUGGAAGAAGACAAAGACGACAUAACUACAAAGCCUAGACUGACAAUAGCGGGUUGA
Pseudovirgaria hyperparasitica is the source of this 1412-nucleotide messenger RNA. Its product is annotated as S-adenosyl-L-methionine-dependent methyltransferase. NCBI's taxonomy places the organism in Eukaryota, Fungi, Ascomycota, Dothideomycetes, Acrospermales, Acrospermaceae. The transcript is spliced from 2 exons. Bases 81 to 1412 code for a protein of 443 amino acids. The record is from RefSeq and is a predicted model, not a curated record. Gene Ontology annotation, molecular function: O-methyltransferase activity.